CAGACAAAGCAGCAAUACCAUCACUCAGAAGUAAAUACAUGAAAGUAUUUGUGUUAGUUCUACAUUUAACAAAAUAUUGAAACUUCUUUGUGCCCUUGAGGUAUCGUCUGUCACUGAGAUUCAGCAUAACUAACUAGAGCAUACAGUCUGGACCAAGCAGUAUAAAUAGAAGGACUAAUAAAACGUUUUGUCUUACAGUGAUGUGACAAACAGCUGGUCUGGUACUCAAGGAGAUUCUGCCAGCUCGAGUGAUGAGACCUCCUCAGCCAAUGGGGACAGCUUGUUCUCCAUGUUCUCAGGGCCAGACCUCGUCGCUGCUGUAAAGCAGAGAAGAAAACACAGUAGUGGAGAACAGGAACCUAGUACACUACCAUCACCACCUCUUCUUUCUGCAGUAGAUGACCGUAAUCAGGAUAAUAAAACCAAAACCUGGCCUCCAAAGGCACCCUGGCAACAUACGUCCUCUGUCACGAAUACACUACCCAGUCAGAGUACAUCCUUGUACCCUAUGAGCAGCCCUGUCAGCCAGUGGAGUGACACGAUGCAGAUCCUUCAGUCACCCGUGUGGGCGGCAGCCAACGACUGUGCUCCAUCAACAGGAAUUUCCUCUAGCUUUGCCUACGCGCAGCAGCAGCAGUCACAGCAACAGGCUUCCCAGCACAAACAAAUGAAUAAGGGCUUUAAAUCUUUUCCAGUAAAGCACGAACGCAGACCAUCUUACCUGCAUCAAUACUGAUUGCUUUUCAUAUUGGAAAAUGCAGCACAGGGCCAAACAGUUACAAAGUAUGUGUACUUUUUUCACAGUUGUGUGUUGGCUAUAUCCUGUUUAUCUUAUUAAAUAGGGAAUUGAGGGGGGCUUGAGGAGAGGUAUAAAAACUCUUGAAUCUUAUUUACAGUGCUGAGCAAUAUGGCCAAUAUGUUUGUUCGUACAUGAAACAGCCCAAAACUGUGAUGUAGAAAUGCUUUUAAAAAUAUCUAUAUUGCCUUUACUUUCAAAAGCUUUUUUUUUUUAAAUAAAUAAAUAAAUAAUUGCUGAAGGACUACCAUACAAAAAACACUGUAUUUUGUAGCUAUUUUUCAUAUAGAUUUAUAGUUGACAUCUUACUGAAACACAAUGACUAUGUUGAAGCAAACAUAUAGUGGUCACUUUGCUCAACGCUGUGUUUAAAUUUGUAAUGGACAAGCUGGAAAGCCUUUGUUUCUUCCAUAAAUGGCCUGUGGGCAACUUUUUUUUUUUUUAAUUGAAGUGUAAGUGCAGCUUUUCAUGUGCCACACAAGCGAGUUCAUUAUAAAACUGUUGCAGAAGCAGUUAUGAAAUUGAGUGUUGUGGUAGUUUCCUUACUCAAAGUAUAGAUCAGCAGAACCACUCAAAUUUGUGUCACAAAUGUUAACUGAGCUGCUUAAAGUAGAUGGCACCUGUGUGGAUAAUAUGACACUGGUUUUCAAAUAAAUACAUUUGUUAGUGCUUCAUUCGGCCAAAGGCAUUAUCCACACAGUACUCCUUAAAUGUGUGAAAGUACAGCCUGAAAGACUACUUGCAUAUAUUUUAAAGUCUUAUUUCAGAUGCUAGUUGAUUUAAAA
Messenger RNA from Meleagris gallopavo (turkey), 1581 nucleotides. NCBI's taxonomy places the organism in Eukaryota, Metazoa, Chordata, Aves, Galliformes, Phasianidae. The record is from RefSeq and is a predicted model, not a curated record.